Penicillium lagena is the source of this 999-nucleotide messenger RNA. RefSeq names its product CAP domain-containing protein. The coding region runs from base 1 to 999 and encodes 332 amino acids. NCBI's taxonomy places the organism in Eukaryota, Fungi, Ascomycota, Eurotiomycetes, Eurotiales, Aspergillaceae. The record is from RefSeq and is a predicted model, not a curated record. The transcript has 2 exons. Gene Ontology annotation, cellular component: extracellular region.
AUGCGCUCCGCUAUUCUCCUGACCGCCGCCCUGGCUGCGGGCGCUUGUGCGACCGAGCUCGACAAGCGGGUCUACGUGACCGAUUGGACCACCGUGGUCAUCACCAAGACCGUCACCGAGGCUCUCGCCCCAGCUCCGACUGAGGCUCCGGUCCAGGCCGACCAGGAGUCGACCCUGACCAAGAAGACCACCGUCGUUCCCGACGUGACGACCGACACCCCCAAGGCGAACAACGCCCAGGCCGGCUCCGGCUCGGGUGGCCUGCUGGGUGCUCUGUUCGGUGGAGGUAACUCGGGUAAAAAUUCUGGCGCCAACCCGGACAUCACCAAGGACGAGAAGCCGGCGCACCACGCGCACCACCACAAGCACAAGCCUGCCCCGGCGCCGACCACCACCGAAGUGGCGCCUGCCCCCGAGCCCACUACUAUCACCGAAACCGCCGCCGCUCCGACGACCAUGUCGACCACCACCACGACGGCUGACACCCCUGCCCCGACCACGAACUCGUACCAAUCCGACGUGCUGUACAACCACAACAUCCACCGCAGCAACCACUCCGCUCCCUCUGUUUCUUGGGACAAUGAGCUCGAGCAAACCGCCCACACUCUGGCCGCUCGCUGCGUCUACCAGCACGACACUUCCAUUGGCGGUUUUGCUUAUGGUCAGAACAUUGGAUACGGUGUCACGGCGGACCAGGUCGGCCAGAUGAUCACCAACCUGAUGUACAAUGACGAGAUGGAAUACUUUGCCGAGCUGUACGGCGAAGCCAACCCCUCCAUGGCCAACUUCGACAGCUGGGGCCACUUCAGCCAGAUCGUGUGGAAGGACACCACCAAGGUCGGAUGCUCUACCGUUAUGUGCAAGAGCCUGGGCAACGUCGACUCCAGCGAUGCCCUUCCCUUCACCGUCUGCAACUACUCCCCGCCUGGCAACUACGCGGGUCAAUACAACAAGAACGUCCUCAGGCCCGUCGGCAACAGGAUGUUCGUCGCCGAGUAA